Molecule: messenger RNA, 1616 nt
Organism: Lolium perenne
Lineage: Eukaryota; Viridiplantae; Streptophyta; Magnoliopsida; Poales; Poaceae
Product: cinnamoyl-CoA reductase-like SNL6
Biological process (GO): steroid biosynthetic process
Molecular function (GO): oxidoreductase activity, acting on the CH-OH group of donors, NAD or NADP as acceptor
Source: RefSeq, a predicted model, not a curated record
GGAACGCAGCCACCGCACAGACGACACACUUGCAAACCUGUCUCCCAUACCAGGCAUAGCUCGAGAGACCUCCGCUGCCGCACGCAGACGCAGCGCCAGAUCGAGCCGCGCGCGGCCGGCAUGGGCGUCCUGCGGAGCACGCACGGCAUGCAGGCCGAGUUGGAGGAGAUGCGCUCCGCGCUGCUCCACGGGGUCGCGCCCGGGUGGCGGCCCACCGGCGACGCGAGGGCCGUCAAGCGCGCGGUCGGCGGGCCGGAGGGCGGCGCAGGAGGCCGCACCGUCUGCGUGACCGGCGGCAUAUCGUUCGUCGGGUUCGCCGUCGUCGACCGACUCCUCCGCAACGGCUACACCGUGCGCCUCGCCCUCGAGACACAAGAGGACCUUGACAAGCUGAGGGAGAUGGAGAUGUUCGGCGAGGACGGGAGGGAUGGGGUGUGGACGGUGAUGGCAAACAUGAUGGAACCCGAAAGCUUGAACCGGGCAUUCGACGGCUGCACUGGCGUGUUCCACACCUCGGCUUUUGUGGAUCCGGGGGGCAUGUCCGGCUACACGAAACAUAUGGCGGCCUUGGAAGCCCAAGCGGCGGAGCGGGUGAUCGAAGCGUGCGUGAGGACGGAGUCCGUCAGGAAGUGCGUGUUCACCUCGUCGCUGCUAGCAUGCGUGUGGAGGGAAAGCCACCCUCAUGACACACGGGGUCCUAGCAUCAUCGACGAGAACUGCUGGAGCGACGAGACCUUCUGCCGCGACAAUAAGUUGUGGUUCGCAUAUGGCAAGACGGCAGCGGAGAAGGCGGCUUGGAGGGCGGCCCGGGGAAGAGACCUCAAGCUCGUGACCGUCUGCCCUGCCCUGGUCACCGGGCCGGGGUUCCGCCGGCGCAACUCCACCGCAUCCAUCGCGUACCUCAAAGGAUCUCAAGCCAUGCUCGCCGGAGGCGUCCUGGCGACGGUGAACGUAGAGACCGUCGCCGAGGCCCACCUCCGGGCGUACGAGGCCAUGGGCAACAACGCGGCCGGCGGGCGGUACAUCUGCUAUGACCGCGUGAUCCGGCGAGCCGAGGAGUUCGCGGAGCUAGAGCGGCAGCUGGGGAUGCCUGACAGAGCAGCGACCGUGCAGAACGUCGACGACAGGCCGGCGAGGUUCGAGCUCUGCAAACGGAAGCUGGGGAGGCUGAUGUCGUCCAGGAGGAGGUGCACAUACGAGGACUAUUACCCUAUGAUCAGGUUCGAGUAGGUUGCUAUAACAAGGCUGGCUGAUGGGGGAUUAAUUUGAAGGCAGUUCAAUGGGUUCGACUAAGUUCGAUCUACUUCUACCGCUGCACAUAACGUCGCGCAAGGAACAAAGAAUGAAAAACGGACUGCCCCGAGUGGCGCAUGCUGCUUCAUCCGGUCAAAGACAGAAUCGAAGGGAUGGGAAGGAGAGUAGUGCUAGUUUGUGGAUGGAAGGAGCACAUACCUUGAGUGUGGUCGAGUGCCAUCAUGUUGUGGAUAGUGCUAGUGCGAUCUUGUAGGUUAUUUGAGCUUCAUUAAAGUUGGGCCAUGUUUCUUCUGUUAUUCCGUUCUCCAGCAAUCCAAACUCGAUUCCCAGGGAAGCAAAUCCAUUCUGUUUUUUCUUUGUCA